Amblyraja radiata (thorny skate) is the source of this 1559-nucleotide messenger RNA. It is a transcript of the gene srp14, whose product is annotated as signal recognition particle 14. Gene Ontology annotation, biological process: SRP-dependent cotranslational protein targeting to membrane. Gene Ontology annotation, cellular component: signal recognition particle, endoplasmic reticulum targeting. The record is from RefSeq and is a predicted model, not a curated record. NCBI's taxonomy places the organism in Eukaryota, Metazoa, Chordata, Chondrichthyes, Rajiformes, Rajidae. Bases 224 to 556 code for a protein of 110 amino acids. The transcript has 6 exons. Gene Ontology annotation, molecular function: endoplasmic reticulum signal sequence receptor activity; 7S RNA binding.
AGAAGGGUCUCGACCCGAAACGUCACCCAUUCAAUCUCUCCAGAGAUGUUGCCUGUCCCACUGGGUUACUCCAGCUUUCUGUGUCCAUCUUCGGUGGAAACCGACCUGUGCGGUUCCUUCUUGCAGUGAAAUAGAAAGAGAGGCGGAGCGCGGUCGGGCGUGUUUCAUACCGGGUUUCCGGCGGGGCUGCGUGGCCCAGAGGAGGAGGCGGCCGGCGCUGGUCAUGGUGUUGUUGGAGAGCGACUCGUUUCUGACGGAGCUAACCCGGCUUUUCCAGAAAUGUCGAUCCUCGGGAAGCAUUUAUCUCACCAUGAAGAAAUAUGAUGGCCGGACAAAGCCAGUUCCACGGAAAGGGAACCCUGACAAUUUUGAACCUGCUGAUAACAAAUGUCUUCUGCGAGCAACUGAUGGGAAAAAGAAGAUCAGCACCGUGAUAAGCUCCAAGGAAGUAAACAAGUUUCAGAUGGCGUAUUCAAAUCUGCUGAGGGCACACAUAGAUGGCUUGAAGAAGAAAGACAAGAAGAGCAAGAGUAAGAAGACAAAGGCCACGCAAUGAUGUCAAGGCAUGGGGGGGGGGGGGUUGACUUUUCCUGUGCCUGACUACUUCCUACACAUCACAUGCAGAUGUAGAGGAAUCAAUGUUGGGUGAGGAAAGAGUUCCAGUAGGGCAUUGAUUAAAAAUGGACAAUACCCACAGUAUGGAUAACUCUUCUUCUAUUUGUGACACCUUUUUGCAUUAAUCCAUGCAUGAGCAUGUUUAUAACCAUGUCUCAUCAAUAGGUGGUGGGGAUGGAGUAUGGGGAGGGGGGGGGGAGGAGGAAUUUGCUGAACACGUGUUAGAAAAAGGUCAUUAUGCAACACUGCAACCAUAAUCCUAUCCCCGCUUCACUCUCUCUGCAGCAAUAUUCAGUUUUAGUUUGUCACGUUUACCGAGGUGCAGUGCAAAGCUUAUUGUGAAGCAUAAUGCAGGACAUGGCCAGAGUGAAUUUUAAUCUCUGCAUUUCUUUGAUCGUUAUUGGUAUUUUGCCUCAUUCAACUGAAUUGUUAUCAAGUGAUCACUGCCAGCAAAGAUAAUUUCUGUGCAUUCUCCAUCUUUGAAGGUGCCUGUGGUAUCCAAUGAAUGUCAGUUUGAAAUGAUUUGAGUUAACUUAUUUUGAUGUGGCUGCACCCUCUUCCUCCCUGCUCCCCAUCCCAUUUACUACAAUAAUUGAAUGUACUGAUCACCAGAGGCCAGAUCUUUAAGGUCACUGCCCUUGAGGCCAAUGCAGGAGCUUUCCUUCCUGCUCUAGCAGAAACCAACCAGAAGGAACCAAAUCUUCAUGUGAACGUGAUAGGGAGAAUCACAUUUUGAUUUCCUUAUUGGUAGCCUUCACCACCUAGCAUGGUUUGAUCUUUCUGGUUGACUUUCUGGGGGUAGGUUUUAUUUUAGGUUAAAGAAAUAUGCACAGUAUGACGACCAAUCUUCAUGCUGUAAUAAAUCUUGGGUUUAGUUUGUUGAGUAUUGAUAAUUGUAGAUCUGCAUCAAUUACAUUAAAACACUUUGUUUUACUGCACCAGAA